UCUUCCUGUCAAAAGCAAAAAAAAAAGAUUUUCCUUUCCUUAUAUUAUUCUUGCUUGGUGAAUAGAAACAAUCUGUCUGUGUAGGUAUACCUUUCAAAAGGAAGGAACACAAAUCGACAAAAUUUCGCUCCUACGUGAAUUACUUAGGAGAAUCAUGGAAGACAAUGGAGAGGGCGAAGUCCCGAACAAUGCGCCGACAGGCGGAGGGGACGGUGGCGGCGGCGGAGCUCCUCCUGCCGCCAUUCCCGAGGUUGAUGAGGACGACACCGAUGAAGAGGAACAGCAAUUCGAUAUUGCUCUUGCUGCAUCACAUUCGUACAUGGGCCCUGGUCUGGUAGCAGUGAGCGGGCGGUCGGUGUUGGAAGCGGGCUGGCAGGGCCGCGUGCCCGUGGUGGCGCACCAUGGAGCCGUGUUCCCCGGCGAGACGGUCCCCAUGCGGCUGCCCAAUGCACACGAUGCAGCCGUACUCGCCAGAGCUAUCAAACAGGACAAGCUGUUUGGAUUGCUGUGUCCUGACGAGAGCGGCACGCUGGUGUCGGGCUACGGCGUGCUGUGCGAGGUGUUCGAGGCGGGCUCGGACGAGCCUCCCGCCGCGCUCACCUUCAAGGCGAGAGCUAAUCACCGCUUCAGGCUGCUCGAUAUGCCUACUCAUAGCGUGCCUAUACACAUAUACACCAGGAUGCGGUUCGUGGAGGUGGUGGUGUUGCCGGACAACCAGCCCUCGCAGCCGCUGCAGCGCGCGCGCCUGGCCAGCCUCGACCCGCUGCGGGCCCGGCCCAUCACACACCCCAUGGAGCGGCGCGUCCGCCAGAUGGACGCGAGCGUGACGCCGUGGCCGCUGUUCGUGUACGACAUGUUCCACUACCGCCGCAUGAGGCGCCGCAUCGAGGAGUACUUCCACUCCAUCAUAGACAAGCUGCCCGAGGACCCGGUGUCGCUGUCGUUCUGGACGGCGUCCAACCUGGCGCUGUCGGCGCGCGACCGCCUGGCGCUGUUCGUGGUGGACAACGCGCUGCUGCGGCUGCACAUGGAGACCGGCCUCAUCGCGCAGAAAAGCCUGCUGUGCUGCUCGUCGUGCGUGGGCGAGAUCGCGCACCGCGAGCACAUGUUCGCCAUGUCCAGCGACGGCGUGCACUCCAACUACACCAAUCUAGGCGGCUACAUGCACGACAUCGUGACGGUGUCGCAGGCGCACAACACGGAGCUGAGCGGCGCGCCGUCCGCCGAGUACUCGUGGUUCCCGGGGUACACCUGGACCAUCCUGCUCUGUGCCAACUGCAUGGCGCACGUCGGCUGGAGGUUCGACGCGAUGAAGCGCAACCUCCGGCCGCAGCAGUUCUACGGGCUGUGCCGCAACUACGUGCAGCCGCGCGCCGACCGCGCCGCGCCCGCCGCGCCGCCCGAGUGAAGCGGCCGCCAACUCGCCGCACAAGCACGAGCAUAUAAUAUUGUGUCGCUACGUCAUGAAAGAAGAGUUGUGUAUGUAGUGAAUCAAAACAUAUGAGUGUGGGAUUGUAGUGAGUCAAUACGUGUAUGGGGUCGCUAUGUAGUGAGCGAAAGCUUCAUAUAUGCAAUCACCAUUCACGACAUUGUGACUAAAAAUACAGUAAAGUUAAACCUCCCCUGUACUUGAGCGUACGGGGAAGCCGCGAUAAUUUUAGUUUAAGAGAUUGACUGACAAAGAAUCUUUGUAUAAUACAGAGGAAUGAUUGCUCAAUUGUAAUGAAUUUUAAGACGUUACUGAUCUCCUAGAAUAUUCCUUUUACAGAUCAUGUUACCAAUAACGGGAAUGAGUAUAUUUUCAAUGAGCAUUAAAUUUAAAAGAUAUUUAUAAGUAGACAAUGAAUAUGUGGAUAGGACAAUUUUACAGUAUAUAUGAAUUUUUUAUUGUUAAUGUUAUGUCAAUGUUUCUUUUUUUACACUACAAAUUAGUUAUUGGCAUUUAUUAAAAUUACUCAAUAUACAAAGAGAGGUUCAUAUUUUAUUAUGAAGGAACUCAAAAUUGUAUAUUGUAUAGAUAAAUAUAGAAUCAUGUGUGUAUUUCUCAAUUUGUAGUCGAGUGCAGCGAGAUUUAAUGUCAUUUAUAUUUGAUUUUUAAUUUCUCUUCGUUUAUAAAUGUCAUUUACUAAAACCGUAAAAAGUGAGCCCUGUGUACAAUGUCCUACAUUAAAAUCAUGAUUUGUUUGAAAAAAGAUUAUUUUACCCAAGUGCAUGAUGAAACUGCAUGAUGGUACCUAUUAAGAUUAUUUUAAGAGUCAUUAGGUAGAUCCUAGUCUUAGCAAUCAUUAUUGAUUUAUUAUUUUAAUCAUGCAAUGUAAAUACUUACCAUUGAUUUCUUACCGUCAAUGUUACCCAACUAUUAUAAGUGAAUAAAAUAUAUUGUUGGUAAAAUA
Amyelois transitella is the source of this 2393-nucleotide messenger RNA. RefSeq names its product protein cereblon. NCBI's taxonomy places the organism in Eukaryota, Metazoa, Arthropoda, Insecta, Lepidoptera, Pyralidae. The coding region runs from base 155 to 1408 and encodes 417 amino acids. The record is from RefSeq and is a predicted model, not a curated record. The transcript is spliced from 10 exons.